Messenger RNA from Mytilinidion resinicola, 501 nucleotides. RefSeq lists its product as uncharacterized. The transcript has 3 exons. The coding region runs from base 1 to 501 and encodes 166 amino acids. The record is from RefSeq and is a predicted model, not a curated record. Lineage: Eukaryota; Fungi; Ascomycota; Dothideomycetes; Mytilinidiales; Mytilinidiaceae.
AUGCACAUUCUUCGCGGUAAAGUUCUCGUCGCUGUGGUUUUAAUUUUAACUGGUACGAUGCUACCAAUGAUAUUUUUCACGAUACUACACCGGCAGUAUUCAUUGUAUGCAACCUACUCGAUACUUCUAUUCAACGGCAUCUUCCCGAUAUUCCUUUUUGGGUGUAUCUUCUCAUCAACAAACACCUUGAUUGAGGGCGUCGAGGAUAACGAGCCAAGGAAAUAUCCGCGAAUCUGGGCGAUCGAAUAUUAUGGCUUCUUGGGGCUUCGAUUUGUCCUUGGAUGGACUUUCGCCUUUGUAAUGAUCUAUAAGACGAGAGGGAAAGUUCCGUUUUAUUUGUACUAUCUCUGUGUAAUGGCUUGUGGUCCACUCUUACUCCCAGUUCUUAAAGUCGCUGCUUUGAUAUUCCCCAGUUAUUUCGACCCAAUUAUCCAAUUAGACGAUAGAUCGACGACUACGCUCACACGACCAACCUUCCAAGGAUCAGUGGAGCCAGUGUAG